Messenger RNA from Protopolystoma xenopodis, 213 nucleotides. The record is from the annotation of a GenBank genome assembly. Lineage: Eukaryota; Metazoa; Platyhelminthes; Monogenea; Polystomatidea; Polystomatidae.
AUGGCGUUAUCUAACGACACGGUUCUGUCGGAGUCACAUUUUAAUCAUCUUGCCUUCAGGUUCACAAAGGCUCUUCACCCUCUGCGCAACUUUGAGGCAACGGUCAAAGUCGGUCCUGACGAUGACGGUGUGCUGAGCGUCUCUGAUAUAGGCAUAAUUCCUCCCUUGCGCGAGGAGUUGGAGUUUCAACCUACUGCUUGCCUGCGCUGUUGA